AGAGGAAAAAAGGGACGAAGCAGAAGCGGAAAAGUAGUUGAAGGCGACGGGAAACGUGUCCGAGCGAUGGAAGUGAGGAAAGAAUACUGAGUUACACCGAGUCGUGGUUUCGAUUUGUGGUUUAGCAGUGCUGCAUCCGACAUGCAGGGCAAGGAGAGUCCUGUUGGGCCCAACACCCAGGAGGCCCAGCAGUACGUUGGGCCUUACCGCCUGGAAAAAACGCUGGGAAAGGGACAGACGGGUCUGGUGAAACUCGCGGUUCAUUGCGUCCUCGGCAAGAAGGUGGCCAUCAAGAUCAUCAACCGUGAAAAACUCUCGGAGACGGUCCUGAUGAAGGUGGAACGAGAAAUCGCCAUUAUGAAGCUGAUCGAUCAUCCCCACGUUUUAGGGCUCUCCGACGUCUACGAGAACAAGAAGUAUUUGUAUCUCGUUCUCGAGCACGUCUCGGGGGGCGAGCUUUUCGACUACCUCGUCAAGAAGGGAAGGCUGACGCCGAAGGAGGGAAGGAGAUUUUUUCGACAAAUCAUUUCCGCCCUAGAUUUCUGCCACAGUCAUAGUAUAUGUCAUAGAGAUUUAAAGCCUGAGAACCUACUUCUGGACGAAAAGAAUAACAUAAAAAUAGCGGAUUUUGGAAUGGCAUCGCUUCAGCCGGCGGGUUCGUUACUGGAAACGAGCUGUGGAUCGCCGCACUACGCUUGUCCCGAAGUAAUUAGGGGAGAAAAAUACGACGGAAGAAAGGCCGACGUCUGGUCGUGCGGAGUCAUUCUGUACGCCCUUUUAAUCGGCGCCCUGCCUUUCGACGACGACAACCUGAGGCAACUCCUGGAGAAGGUGAAACGCGGAGUGUUUCACAUACCGCAUUUUGUCCCGCCCGACUGCCAGAACCUUCUGCGUGGAAUGCUAGAAGUCAACCCCGAUAAGAGACUGACUCUCGCCGAAAUAAACAGGCACAUAUGGGUGACGGCCGCAGGGAAGGGCGAACUUGAGUUGGAGCUUUCCAUGAUGGAUGUUGUUCAAACUCACGUCAUUCCGUCCGUGGAUGCGAUAGAUCCAGACGUCCUUCAGGCGAUCGCGAGCCUUGGCUGCUUUAAGGAGAGAGAUAAAUUGAUACAGGAACUGCUUAGCCCCAACCACAACACGGAGAAGGUUAUAUACUUUUUACUACUUGAACGAAAGCGGAGAAGACCGGCGUGUGAGGACGAGCUCGAGGUGAUAAGGAGUGGAAUGAGAAGCUCGACCGGACAAUUGGAAGCUGAUCCACCGAGGAAACGAGUAGACACUUGUAGAGUUAAUGGCAGCACGGCUCUGAACUUAGGGCAAAUCAGUCACGGGUCACCAUUGACGCCGAGAAGACAAACCAGCGGGAGUGCGAGACACCAUGCGCGGCGUUCUCCAAGCACUGGUUCGCACUCGUAUGCCUCUCAUUCUCACGCUUCGACGCCGGGUGGUUCGCCACUUCACGUACCAACGGUUGCCGGUUUCCUCAGUCCUCACAGAGCGGUGCCGAGUUCUCAUCUUGCCCAAAGUGGCAGUCCUUACAGGUUAUCCGUCGUCGGUGCAUCAAGCGGAAACAGCAGCCAGACCCAGGUGAUGCCACCUCCUAUUCCACCGCCGGCCAGCGUUGGGAUUGAGCUGAACGAGGUCCAACCUGUUCUUCCUGUCGGUAUGACGCCGCCAGGAUCUCCUCACACCGGUGCAGGAUCUGGGUCUCAUCACUGGAGGUCACGACUCACUACACUUAAAAACUCCUUCCUUGGCAGCCCGAGGUUUCAUCGGCGUAAAUUGCUCACCAGUUCCGAAGAGGUGCAACUAACACCGGACUCGUCACCUGAACUGACGAAGAAAUCAUGGUUCGGCAGUCUAAUGGCGACCGAAAAAGAUGAAACCAUCACGAUCCUGGUUAAGGAAAAACCCCUGGCUAGCAUCAAGGCGGAUUUGAUACACGCGUUUCUCUCGAUAGCGGAAUUGUCCCACAGCGUAAGUUCGCCAAUGUCAUUCAGGGUGGAAUACAAAAGGGGAAGCACCGCGCCAGCCAUGUUCCAGCGGCAGGUGCGGUUUCAAGUCGACAUAAGUGCUAUUUCAAAACAGCCAAGUGAAAAUCUUUUCGCCGUCACCUUUACGCUACUCAGUGGUAACAUACGGAGAUUCCGGAGGGUUUGCGAGCACAUACAAUCCCAAAUCUGCGGACGAGGAAUCGGGCUGGGAAUUGGUGGUCAGAGCAGAGCAGGUCCACCGAGUCCGAGAACGUCGCGGAAAUUCACUCAGGAAAUGAGCGAAAGUUCGAGCUGCGGAAGUGAUACCAGUGAAAGAUUGUCCCUGAGCCCUCAUCCAGCUACCAGACAGGUAGUGUGUUUCAGCAAGAUCGAUUCAGACAUCGAAUCGGACACGUCGGUGUUCGACGUGAAAUUGCCAACGCGUGAAAACGGUCGGAGAAGCUCUACAUCGACGAACAACAACAACGCGUUACCGGGGGAAGUGACAACUUCUCCUGGAAGUCCACCAAAGGCGGUAAGGAGUACCUCGGAGAGUCAGAACGCGGCGGAGAAAAAAUGUGUGACUACGAUGAGUGGUAGCAACAUAGCGUGAUACUACCAGAACUUCCAAUUCCGGUUCGACCUUAGAUCCAGUCUUAGAAAUCUGUGGAACAGCAGACAGCGAUUUUGGUGAAGGCGAAACGGCGACAGAAGGGUCAUCGGGAACCAGAAACCAGAGGAAAGGGGCGAUCAGGAUGCUCGAGAUGCGUUAGAAAAAGUCUAAGAAACUUUCAAACUCGUGACUAGGUGCCUGUUGUAAACGAUGUAUAGGUAUAUCCAAUUCGGCAAUUAUUAAUAGCUUACAAUUAAUGUAUGUAUGUACACGUAGUGUAUAAAAGUCAGGCACUGUUCGACAAUUGUUUCUUUGAAUGAAUACAUUUUACUGUCUCACUACCUCUCACUCGACAUAUCAAUGCAUGUGCAGUGUAGGUACGAUAAGGGGUACAAAACUGCACGAAACCGACGACGCGAUCGAGUAGAUCUUUGUUGCGCGUUAUGCGCAUUGAGGAUCAGCAGAGAUGCAUUUAUUUGAUGAUGAUAGUUACUAACGGUGCUUUGCCGGAUGUGUUAUAUUUGAGGAAAGGAAACGGCAUCCUUGUGAAAUUUUCUUGUCAAAUCUGUGAAA
Diprion similis is the source of this 3159-nucleotide messenger RNA. It is a transcript of the gene sff, whose product is annotated as serine/threonine-protein kinase BRSK2. The record is from RefSeq and is a predicted model, not a curated record. Gene Ontology annotation, biological process: microtubule cytoskeleton organization; intracellular signal transduction; protein phosphorylation. Gene Ontology annotation, cellular component: cytoplasm. The transcript has 13 exons. Bases 142 to 2586 code for a protein of 814 amino acids. Gene Ontology annotation, molecular function: tau-protein kinase activity; ATP binding; protein serine/threonine kinase activity. NCBI's taxonomy places the organism in Eukaryota, Metazoa, Arthropoda, Insecta, Hymenoptera, Diprionidae.